This is a messenger RNA of Entelurus aequoreus (snake pipefish), 3679 nucleotides long. RefSeq names its product frizzled class receptor 9b (gene fzd9b). The coding region runs from base 253 to 2013 and encodes 586 amino acids. Gene Ontology annotation, molecular function: Wnt-protein binding; Wnt receptor activity. Gene Ontology annotation, cellular component: plasma membrane. Lineage: Eukaryota; Metazoa; Chordata; Actinopteri; Syngnathiformes; Syngnathidae. Gene Ontology annotation, biological process: canonical Wnt signaling pathway; non-canonical Wnt signaling pathway. The record is from RefSeq and is a predicted model, not a curated record. The transcript has a single exon.
CUGGAGGCGGCAACACAACCUCCCGGAGCUCGGUCCGCUUCUCCCGGCUUUCUCGACGGUCAUGCGACGGACUUCCAACGCGCAACUUCAUUCGGAUUACAACUUUUGUGAUUUAUUUUUUAUUUUUUAAUUGAAUACUGAAGAGACUAAAGCCAGCAUGGGGGACUAGCGAGGACUGAGCCUCUGUUACCCCCUUCCAGCCAUAUUUCUAUUUUUUUUUUUAUUAAUCCACUUUUUCCCUCCACUAAGAGCAUGGAUGGUUGUCCAUUGCAGCUGGUGAUAUUCCUCUGGUGCCUGUUGGUGAUUUCCGCCUCCAGCUUCGAGAUCGGCUCCUACGAGCUGGAGCGAGGCAGACCGGCCAAGUGCGAGGCCAUCUCCAUCCCCAUGUGCGAGGGCAUCGGCUACAACCUGACCCGCAUGCCCAACUUCAUGAACCACGACGACCAGAAGGAGGCGGCCAUCAAGCUGAACGAGUUCGCCCCGCUGGUGGCGUACGGCUGCGACGCGCACCUCCGCUUCUUCCUCUGCUCCCUCUACGCGCCCAUGUGCACCGACAAGGUGUCCACCUCCAUCCCCGCCUGCCGGCCCAUGUGCGAGCAGGCGCGGGAGAAGUGCGCCCCCAUCAUGAAGAAGUUCAGCUACACCUGGCCCGACUCGCUGGACUGCUCCAAGCUGCCCACCAGGAACGACCCCAACGCUCUGUGCAUGGAGGCGCCGGAGAACGAGACCAGAAUGGAGGGCAAGAAAGGUGAGGGCAUGCUCCCCGUUCCCCCUCGGCCGAGGCAGCCGGGCACCGGCGGCGGGCGCUCGACGGGCGGCGGCGGCGGCGGCGGCUCAUGCGAGAACCCGGACAAGUUCCAGUUCGUGGAGAAGAGUCAGUCGUGCGCGCCGCGCUGCUCCCCCGCCGUGGACGUGUUCUGGUCCAGGCGGGACAAGGACUUUGCCUUCAUUUGGAUGACGGUGUGGUCCAUCCUGUGCUUCGUCUCCACUGCCUUCACCGUCCUCACCUUCCUCCUGGAGCCCCACCGUUUCCAGUAUCCGGAGCGGCCCAUCAUCUUCCUCUCCAUGUGCUACAACGUCUACUCCGUGGCCUUCAUCAUCCGCUCGGUGGCCGGCGCCGAGAACAUCGCCUGCGACCGGGAGCACGGCGAGCUCUACAUCAUCCAGGAAGGGCUGGAGUCCACGGGCUGCACCAUCGUCUUCCUCAUCCUCUACUACUUCGGCAUGGCCUCCUCCAUCUGGUGGGUCAUCCUCACCCUCACCUGGUUUCUGGCCGCGGGGAAGAAGUGGGGCCACGAGGCCAUCGAAGCCCACAGCAACUACUUCCACAUGGCCGCCUGGGGCAUCCCCGCUCUGAAGACCAUCGUCAUCCUCACCAUGAGGAAGGUGGCCGGGGAUGAGCUGACGGGGCUGUGCUACGUCGGCAGCAUGGACUCGGGGGCGCUUACCGGGUUCGUCCUCAUCCCCCUCUCCUGUUACCUGGUCAUCGGCACGUCCUUCAUCCUCACCGGCUUCGUGGCGCUCUUCCACAUCCGCAAAGUCAUGAAGACGGAGGGCACCAACACGGAGAAGCUGGAGAAGCUGAUGGUGAAAAUCGGCAUCUACUCCAUCCUCUACACGGUCCCCGCCACCUGCGUCAUCGUCUGCUACUUCUACGAGAGGCUCAACAUGGACUACUGGAAGCUGAGAGGCCUGCAGGGCACCUGCGGCGCCUUCAACGGCCACGGCGGCGACUGCUCCCUGCAGGAGUCCGUCCCCACCGUGGCCAUCUUCAUGCUGAAGAUCUUCAUGUCUCUGGUGGUGGGCAUCACCAGCGGGGUGUGGGUGUGGAGCUCCAAGACCCUGCAGACCUGGCAGGGCCUGUGCAGCAGGAAGCUGACGGACAGGACUAGCGGCAGGAAGCCCUGCAGCGGGGUGAGCUGCAGCAGCACCCACUGCCACUACAAAUCACCCGCUGUUGUUCUGCACAUGGCCAAGACAGACCCGCACGCAGACUGUCCCACUAAUGUCUGACACCCGCAAACGUGUGUGUGUGCGUGUGUGUGUGUGUGUGUGUGAGUGUGUGUCCCAUACAAAGAGCUGCUAAAAAGACACACAAAGUACACUAACAGUAUUCAGUGCAUUCGCCAUAUUGUCCUAAAUACCAGCGUUUGUUUGUUUUUUUGCUCUACAGUAGUACCUCAACUUACAUGCUUAAUUGGUUCUGGGACCGAGCUCUUAACUCAAAACACUUGUAUCUCAAAUCAACGUCUUUCACUGAACUUAAUCGAAAACAGUGCUUUUAGAUAAGAAGUAUUGUAGAAUGCAGUACAGACAACUACAACAGUUUGAUGAAGUACAGUCGUCCCUCGUCACAUCGCACUUCAUAUGUAUUAUCACACAUUUUAAAAAAAUAUUAUUGCAUAUUUUAAAACAAUUUUGGCCCGAAAUUAGGCAUUUUCAAGCAUAAACAUGGAAAAAUUAACUAAAUCCAUACAGCAGCAGUAUGAGCCACUUGAGGAGAUGAGACCAAUAAAAAUACGCUGUCCACUGAUUGGCUCAGCCUCAGCCAGCAUUGCUGUAUAGUCUCUGCAACCUGGGGUCAGGCCAAGCUCCACCAGAUUAGAAAAAAGCUUCUAUUUAUAUUACGUUGCUUCAGUUUAUCAUUCAAUAAUUGUAGAGUAACUAAUAAAAUGUAUAAAAUCCAGACUUUAAAUUAUACAUAGUUUCCGCACGGCUGCUGCAAAAGAGCAAACAUGAAAGCGGUGGUGUGUGGGUGCUAUGAUCUGCCUGGGACCAGAGUACGCUGUUCGGUAUCGUGGCGACUAAUUGGCUCGGCCCGAGGCAGCAUUGCUAUAUUGGAUUAAAUGAGUGUAAAGGUGACUAAAAUUUGUUAUUUUAUGUAUUAAGGGCUCUUAUGUGGAAAAAAUAUUUAGAAGGUCGCAAACAAGUUUUUUAUUACGCCUCUUGCUACCACAAUAGGUGAUUUAUAAAUAUUGAUUCCUAUUUUUUCCACAACCAUGUCCGAUAAACGAGGGACGACUGUCAUUUGAAAAUAAUGUGGGAAGCGGAAUCCUACAAUAUUUCAUUCGAGCUGCUUCUCUGUCAAUUACACCAUCAGCAGCUUUUCCAUAUUCUUUUGGGUAAAUGUCUGCCAUUUGAUAUUUUUUUAACAUCCAUUGCUGGUGUUAUACUCGUUCUGCUGCAGACUCGCAGUGAUACACAUUAAUUGCUGUGAUGAUUGAUUUCUUUAAUUCAAUGAGUAUCAUGCACUGUCCUUCACACUCACUUUCUUACUUCCCCUGCUUGGAACAACGAAGAUCUCUUGUUUAAAGCUAAUGCUAGCGGGUAAGACCAGAUGUUUUGGGCGGACUGUGGCAUUUGCGUGCAACUCCAAUUUUUUGCUUGCAACUUAAAUGAGUCAAAAAGGCAGCUCUUAUCUCAAAACACUCUUAAGUUGAGGUACCACUGUCAUUCUUUUGUCAGAUUUCUGCUCUGCACUGUAACGUACUGUGCCGUUUGAAGCUAUGGCGGGAGGUUUUACCCCCACCCUCAAAGCAGCACAAUUGUAUAAAAUCUGUAUAAAUGUUUAUUUAUUGUAAAUAUAUUUAAUUUAAGUUCAUCUUACGGGAGAUAAAGUGCCUUUUAUAAGAACACCGGUGCAUGUUUUAUUAUAUUAUUUUGGAUGACAAUAAAUUUG